Messenger RNA from Thlaspi arvense, 1887 nucleotides. The record is from the annotation of a GenBank genome assembly. NCBI's taxonomy places the organism in Eukaryota, Viridiplantae, Streptophyta, Magnoliopsida, Brassicales, Brassicaceae.
AGAAACACCAUCACCCAAGAACAGAACUAUAAGAACCCAAAUCAUCGCCUCCUUUCUCUGUCUACAUCUCUCUCUCUCUCGCUUUUUUUUUCUACUCGAGAAAGAUUUUAGAACUUGGUUUCUGGUUUAGUUUUCUUUCCAUUUAUGGGUUGAUUUGCUUCUUCUUGCACGUUAUAGUUUUCCAAAUUGGGUAAGCUCCAAGGUAGCUUCAUCAAAAUAUAUAUAUUUUUUUUCAUUUCUGUAGCCAUAUGUUUAUUUUCCCGAGGAAUUUUUAUCCACACCCAGAUCUUUAAAUCUCAACUCUGAGUCUCUGAGACUUAUAAAACCACUCACGCUUUAGUUCCACCAAAUCUGGAAAACCAAUAGAUUUAUUUUCUUUCAUCUACAAUAUCUCAGAGCUGCUCAAACAAAUUUCUCUUUUUUGACUCACUACCCAGAUCUUGCCUAGAUUUUACUUUGGAUUUUCUCAAUUCUUUUUCAAAAGGUUGAAACUUUUUAAGAUUCUUUGAAGUGGGUCUAAGCAAUGCUUCAAAGAAAUCCGGAUGAUUUCUCCAAUCAAAAUAAAAAUGAAGUAUCAUUUGACAGUGAUUUUUGUGUUUUUCCUUUGAUUCUCUUAUCUCUUCAAUAAACACAAUUUUUUUAUUUUAUUUUACUUUGGGAUCUUAUUGAUCCCAAACCAGUAAAUCCGUUGAACUCUCUGUCGGUAUGAUUAAUUUUCUCUUACAAAUAGUAAAAAAAGAAAAAGAAAACCAGAGCUAGUUAUUAGUUUUUCGGACAUGGAGAUUCUGAGACCGACGACGUCGCACGUAUCCGGUGGGAACUGGCUCAUGGAGGAGACGAAGAGCAACGUCGCCGUUGCAGCUUCAGGUGAGGUUGCCACGUGGACGGCGGCAGAGAACAAGGCGUUCGAGAAUGCUCUGGCGGUCUACGACGAUAACACUCCUGAUCGGUGGCAAAAGGUAGCGGCGGUGAUUCCGGGGAAGACGGUGAACGACGUCAUCAAACAGUAUAACGAGCUGGAAGCUGACGUCAGUAGCAUUGAGGCCGGUUUAAUCCCGGUCCCGGGUUACAUCACCUCGCCUUUCACUCUGGACUGGGCCGGUGGUGGUGGUGGCGGAUGUAAUGGUUUCAAACCGGGGCACCCGGUUGGUAAUAAACGGCCGUCGGCCGGUAGAUCGCCGGAGCUGGAGCGAAAGAAAGGCGUUCCUUGGACAGAGGAAGAACACAAGCUAUUUCUAAUGGGUUUGAAGAAAUACGGGAAAGGAGAUUGGAGGAACAUAUCUCGGAACUUUGUGAUAACGCGAACGCCAACGCAAGUCGCUAGCCACGCCCAAAAAUAUUUUAUCCGGCAACAUUCCGGCGGCAAGGACAAGAGACGAGCAAGCAUUCACGACAUAACCACCGUGAAUCUCGAAGACGAAGCUUCUUUGGAGACGAACAAGAGCUCCAUCGUCGGACAAGACCAGCGUCCAAGGCUAACCUCGUUUCCUUGGAGCCAAACGGACAACAACGGAACGCAUGCUGAAGCUUUCAACAUAACGAUUGGAAACGCGAUUAGUGGCGUUCACUCGUACGGCCAGGCUCUGCUAGGAGCGUUUAACAACGGAGAUUCUUGCUACGAUGCGCAGAACACAAUGUUUCAGCUAUAGCGAGUGGUGAUCGAUCUUUCUAAUUAAAGGGUGUAAGUUAAAUUCUUAAUUUUUCAUAUGGACGAACACAAUCGUAUUUGAAAAUUGUAUAAUAAACGUCCAUCGUUUUGAUUAAUUCCAAAUUAAAAUAGUUAAUAAAAAGUCCGUCACAAUGCCUAUUUUCAGUUAAAUUGUUAAAUGUUUUUUUUAUAACUUGGCUACAGCGUUAAGCCAUGAAUGUAUUAUUAUUGGUUGGCAA